Molecule: messenger RNA, 2662 nt
Organism: Olea europaea var. sylvestris
Lineage: Eukaryota; Viridiplantae; Streptophyta; Magnoliopsida; Lamiales; Oleaceae
Exons: 1
Coding region: 846-2432 (528 amino acids)
Source: RefSeq, a predicted model, not a curated record
UCUCAAACUCUCUUCCAAUUUGAAACGUCCCAUGAGCUUUGACUGUGAGAAAAUACACCUCAUAAAGUUCCAACGACCCAUUUAAUUAAAGAAAACCCAUAUUCACCAUUAGUUUUGAUUCUGUAAAUCUAUGGGAAAAGUUUAUAUUUUGGUGUGACCUUAUGUUCAAGGAGAUGUUUUGGAGAUAAUACUGUAUUACUCAAUAAUAGAUCAUGACCUUUAGAUUUAGACCAACGAACUCAACUCUUGUAAUUACACGUGCAGCCUAUCUUUUUAUUUUGCUUCCUUGCAUGAAAUACUGACGUACAAACAAGGAAAAGAGAGAGUGCGUGAAUAUUUACACAAGGAGAGAGAGAGAGGGAGAAAUAUAGGGAAGAAAAAGUCAUUUGCUUCUGUUUUAUUUCUUUAUCUGUUCAAAAGUUUAUCUUUCCAAGUUGAACUCUUCAAAAUCUUGAAACAAUUAUUUGGUGUUAUAAUUUAUAUGCCUGUUUCUCAGUGAGUGAGAAUACAUAGAAAUAGAAUUAAGGGAGUUUUCCUUUUAGUCUGAGUCCGAUCUUUUACUUCCGAUAAACUUUCACAUCUGAUCCUGUUUGCAUCACUUGUUCAUAUGAAGCUAUAAAUUUUGUGAUCUGUGCCCAAUCCCACAUACAGGAUUUGAACUUUCUCAACUUUGUUUUAUACUCUAAUUAUAGUUUUCUGAUCUGGUUUUUUUAGUUCCUCUGUUUGUUGUACUAUUUGUCUGGUGCUGGAUCAAGAAUUGCUACAUUGUUGCACAAAUUGAGUAGUCGAUUGCUUCCUGUUCUUGAUUUUAGUAUUGGGUUUUUGUUGGUUUAUCAAGUAAAUCAAUGGAGGUGGAUCAAGAAUUGAGGUUUGUGUGCAAGUUGUGUAACAAGAGGUAUCCAUGUGGGAAGUCACUAGGGGGUCACAUGAGGGCUCAUAUAAUUGCUAAUUAUGCUGAAUCUGAGGAAAAAGCUGAAGCAAACUUGGAAAAGAUGAUGUUUCUUAAUGACGGUGGAAAGAAUUUCAUCAAAGAGUCGAAGGCUGUUGAACUUGGAAAUGGGCAAUCAAGUUAUGGACUUAGAGAAAAUCCCAAGAAAACCUGGAGGGCUGUCGAUUUGACUUCUCCCUUGCCACAGGAGAAGGUCUGCAAACAAUGCGGUAAAGGGUUUCAAUCAACGAAAGCAUUGUGCGGUCAUAUGGCGUGUCAUUCAGAGAAGGAUAGGGAUUUGAAGUACGAUCAUUCUUGGACGAGUUCAAAGAUGGUGAUGGAUAGUAAUUCGGAUGCUGAGGUUGAGGAUCGUAGGCUGAGAACAAGAUCAGCAAAGAGUAAGAGGAACAAGAAUGUAGUUGUUAAGUCGUCCUCUUUUUCCUUAGCUAAUAGUUCUUCGUCUGUUUCUGAGAUCGAUGAGCAAGAACAAGAGGACGUAGCCUUGUGUUUAAUGAUGUUAUCUAGGAAUUCUUGGAAUGAAGGAGGUGUAAAUUCAGUUGUCGAGACUUCUGAUAAUGAUUCAGUUAUUUUGGAGACUAAAUCUUCGUCCAUUGACAUGAAAAUUUGUAGAAAGGAAUUCCUAGAUUAUGUUCACAAUGUAGACGAGACUCCCCAAACGAAGAAAAUUGGGAAUAGGAAAUCAAAAGCCAUUGCUUUGGAUGCUGACAUUGCUCAAAUGAGUAACUCAGAUUCGGGUUAUUUCUUAGACGAAUGCACCAAGGUUGACUCCGAUUUAUCUGUUGAUGGGCACCAUAGAAACAGUUCUUCUAAUGAUUCCAAGAAGCUGUUUACGAGUAUUGGAGCUAGACGUGAGGAGUCUGCUAUUGGAUUCAGGAAGAACUCGUAUGGAGUCAAGCAUUUUGAAACAGAGCAGAGCAAAGAACUUACCAAGGAAAAUGGAUACGGGAUGAAUUCAAAUUCUGUUAAGAUUCACUCGCGAAAGAGAGAGUAUAUUUCUGAGAGUAGGAGAAUGGAAAAUGGUUCUUCAGAAGUAGGCAAUAAGACACAGAUGAGAAGUAAAUAUGAAUGCUUGAACUGUAAAAAGACCUUUAACUCAUAUCAGGCUCUUGGAGGCCAUAGACCCUGCCACAAAAGAAACAAUGUUAGUUCUGAACCUCAUUACGAAACUGGUGAAAACAGCCUAGAUGACUAUGCUCUCGAUUCCAGAACAGUUAAAAAAUCAGUUGGUAAAAAUACCUCCAACUAUGCUGAGAAAAAAGUUAAGCCUAAGAAGAACAAAGUGCACGUGUGUCCAUUCUGCCACAAGGUUUACAAGAACGGCCAGGCUUUAGGGGGGCACAAGAGAUCUCAUUUUAUCGGUGGUCAAUGGAAAAACAAUAAUCAAACUCCAGAAAUCAAGCCCAAGUUUCCCAACUUAUUUGAUCUUAAUCUUCCGGCUCCAGAGGAGGAUGAGGAUGACAUGCUGCCAAUUCCUUCACGGUAGGUUGGUAUUCAACUCAGGCGCGACUAGCAUUUGGAUAAUCUGGUUAACAAUAUGCCUCAUUAUGAUCUGUUUUUUGCUGAUAUCAACGAUGGUGCUGGAAUUGCAACUAAUUUGCUGUAUAUCGACUGUAAGAAGCCUUAUAAUAUCGUCCAUUUCAUUCUAAGAAUAGGCCUCAAUUUUUGACCUUAAAUUCAUCCAUCCUUUUAUAUUGAAACAUUGACAUUGGCACA